AUGUAUAAACAGACAAAACCGGACGUAGACAGCGCAGAGAUAAUCAGGGAACGCAUAGAGAAACAGUCGCAUGCUUACAGUAAUCGCGGCAGUGAAUUGACUACUUCAGAAAAUUGUGAUGAUAUUUUAAGAACAGCCAGUGAUGUUACAAAAGGUGGAACGCUUGAAAAGGCGGUGGUAGAUAAAAGCAGUUCUUAUCAAAACGCUGGGGCUACGGAACUAGAACCGAGUUUUUAUGACAACGCGCCGGACGGGGGAUGGGGGUGGGCGGUGACUUUUGCAGCGUUUAUGGUGGGCGUGAUUUUGGACGGAAUCUCGUUUUCGUUCGGGAUUUUCUACAGGGAGCUGCUUCAAUACUUUGAGGAGAGCAAGAGUCUCACUUCCUGGAUUAUCUCUGUGCUAAACGGAACCUACCUCGGCAUAGGUCCUAUAGCGAGUAUCCUGGUGACGGUGUAUGGAUGCCGACCCGUGGCUAUAUUCGGAGCCACCCUUGCCUCCGUCUCGUUCUUUAUGUGUACGUUUUCCCCCAAUGUUCGCAUCAUGAUCCUCGUCUAUGGCCUAUUGGGAGGUGCUGGUCUUGGGCUGCUGUACCUCCCUGCCAUCGUUUCCGUCGGUCACUAUUUCAAAAGAAAGCGCGCCCUCGCUACCGGCAUUGCCGUGUGUGGAAGUGGCAUCGGCGGCUUCGUGUUUGCGCCGCUUAGCGAGUUUUUAAUAGAAAAAUACACGUGGAAGGGUGCCAUGAUGAUCAUUUCCGCCAUUGUGCUCAACGGAAUCCCUAUAGCCGCCCUCUUAAGAUCCCUCGAGGGCUCGCUUACUUACUCUGAACGGAAGCGGAAGGUUGAGAGCGCCGAUCGCGCUUUGAAGGGAAACCGGUUAGACGAUGUUUCCGGUGAUAAACCCUCGAAUGAAAAUUCUGCAAAAAAGUGUUGUAACUUCGAUUUCUCAUCCACGUUCGAUUUUGAGCUCCUAAAAAGCCCGACAUUUAUUGUAUAUGGGAUGUCAUCAUUUUUAUGCAUGCUUGGUUUCUUCAUACCGUUCACAUACAUUCCUGAUCUGGUAAACGACAUGGGAAUGACGUCAAAGCAAGGUGCUAUGAUUAUAUCAAUAAUCGGCAUAACUAACACUGUGGUGCGUGUGUUUGUCGGCUGGUUGGCGGACCGACCCUGGGCAGAUGCUCUUUUAAUCAAUAGUGUUGCUCUAUUGAUAGGGGGCGCUGCCACCAUGUUUGUACCCAUGUACGAUGUGUUUGGCGUUAUGGCGACGUAUGCAGUCGUUUUUGGGAUAAGUAUAGCCGUGUUCGUAUCUUAUCGCUCUAUCAUCAUGGCUGAACUGUUGGGUAUAGAGAAACUAACGUCCUCUUUUGGGCUCGUCACCAUGUGUCAGGGCUUAUCAGCAUUUAUUGGAGCCCCCAUAGCAGGCGCGUUGUCGGACGAGGCAGGCGACUACAAAGGGGCAUUCUAUCUGGCUGGAAUCACAAUCGCUUUUUCCGGUGUCAUCUGCUUCCCGCUACGCGCAAUCAACCGCUGGGAGAAACGGCGGGAAGAGGCGCGUUGCUACAAGAUGAACGGGGACGUGUUCUCCUCCGACAAUGAGAUCCACAUGACAUUAACAAGUCGUGAGACUCUUCCAGUAUGA
Messenger RNA from Mya arenaria, 1635 nucleotides. Its product is annotated as monocarboxylate transporter 12-like. The record is from RefSeq and is a predicted model, not a curated record. Bases 1 to 1635 code for a protein of 544 amino acids. The transcript has 7 exons. Gene Ontology annotation, biological process: transmembrane transport; monocarboxylic acid transport. Lineage: Eukaryota; Metazoa; Mollusca; Bivalvia; Myida; Myidae. Gene Ontology annotation, molecular function: monocarboxylic acid transmembrane transporter activity.